Molecule: messenger RNA, 2913 nt
Organism: Apus apus (common swift)
Lineage: Eukaryota; Metazoa; Chordata; Aves; Apodiformes; Apodidae
Gene: DKC1
Product: dyskerin pseudouridine synthase 1
Exons: 16
Coding region: 357-1712 (451 amino acids)
Biological process (GO): snRNA pseudouridine synthesis; rRNA pseudouridine synthesis; box H/ACA sno(s)RNA 3'-end processing
Cellular component (GO): box H/ACA snoRNP complex
Molecular function (GO): pseudouridine synthase activity; RNA binding
Source: RefSeq, a predicted model, not a curated record
CACUGGCAUCUCAUCUUGAGGAGCUGGGCAUCGAUGCACGGAAAGCAGGUGGACUCUGCUGUCCUCUCCAGCCUGUGGUCCCUUCGCCCAUCACCCAUGGCUACCGAAACAAAUCUACUUUCUCUGUGAACCGAGGACCAGAUGGGAACCCCAAGACCGUGGGGUUGUAUGUGGGAACUGGCAGAGGUUCCAGCGUCAAGAAGCGGCGGAAGAAGGAUAAGCGGGUGCUCGGCGAUGAGGAUGUAGCGGACAUUCAGCACACGGAGGAAUUUCUGAUCAAGCCCGAGUCCCGGAUCGCCCAGCUGGACACCUCGCAGUGGCCGUUACUGCUGAAGAACUUUGACAAGCUAAAUGUGAUGACAGCACACUACACACCUCUCCCUUCUGGUGCUAAUCCCCUGAAGAGAGAGAUUUCUGACUAUGUUCGGUCUGGCUUUAUUAACCUCGACAAACCUUCCAACCCAUCUUCCCAUGAGGUGGUUGCGUGGAUCCGACGUAUCCUUCGAGUAGAGAAGACUGGGCACAGUGGCACUCUGGAUCCUAAGGUGACUGGGUGCCUCAUUGUGUGCAUUGAGAGGGCAACACGACUGGUCAAAUCUCAGCAGAGCGCAGGCAAAGAGUAUGUGGGAAUUGUUCGGCUGCACAAUGCAAUUGAAAGUGAGGCUCAGCUUGCCAGGGCAAUAGAAACUCUGACUGGUGCCCUGUUUCAGCGACCACCUCUCAUUGCUGCUGUCAAACGACAGCUGAGAGUCAGAACCAUCUAUGAGAGCAAGCUGGUGGAGUAUGACCCUGAGAGAAGAUUAGGUAUCUUCUGGGUGAGCUGUGAAGCAGGCACAUACAUCCGGACACUCUGUGUUCACCUGGGUUUGCUGCUUGGAGUGGGGGGCCAGAUGCAGGAACUCCGGAGAGUACGCUCGGGCAUCCUGGGAGAGAAGGAUAACAUGGUGACCAUGCACGAUGUGCUGGAUGCACAGUGGCAGUAUGACAACAACAAGGAUGAGAGCUACCUGCGGAGGGUCAUCCUGCCCCUGGAGAAGCUGCUGACCUCACACAAGCGGCUGGUCAUGAAAGACAGUGCGGUUAAUGCCAUUUGCUAUGGAGCCAAGAUCAUGCUGCCUGGUGUCCUGAGGUAUGAAGAUGGUAUCGAGCUUAAUCAGGAGAUUGUUGUAAUCACCACAAAAGGAGAAGCUAUCUGCCUGGCCAUUGCCUUGAUGACCACAGCAGUCAUUUCUACCUGUGACCAUGGCAUCGUGGCCAAGAUCAAGAGGGUGAUUAUGGAGAGAGACACUUACCCCCGCAAGUGGGGUCUGGGUCCCAAGGCCAGUCAGAAGAAGAUGAUGAUUCAGAAGGGUCUGCUGGACAAGCAUGGAAAGCCCAACGAGAGCACCCCGGAUUCCUGGAAGAAGGAAUAUGUGGAUUAUAGGGAUGCUUCCAAAAAAGAGGCAGCUGUCGCUCCCCGAGCUGUUUCAGAGCUGGAGAGGGCUCAAAAAAGGAAACGGGAGUCAGAGAGUGAAAGCGAGGGGGCUGUGACCCCACCAUCCCCUGCCACCCCACCACCUGAGGAGCUGAGCAAAAAGAAAAAGAAGAAGAAAGAGAAGAAGGCUAAAGAGGCAGCUGAGAGUGGGGGAGAGCAAAUCGAAGUGCCCAGUGAGACCAGCAUCAAGAAGAAGAAGAAAAAGAAACAAAAGGAGGUAGAAGAAAGCUCGGAGUAAGCGACUGGAUCUGUCCAAGGCAGGCGACCUCAGGAGGGAGGAGUCUGAGACCUGGAGAAAAACAGGACUGGCUCCGUGGCAGAGGGGCCAGUGAGUUCCAAAUCCCUUUUCUGCUGUGUGGGUGUGUUUGCCCAGGAUACACCCUGCAUGGGUACCCCUCCUCAUCCUGUUUUAAGGGUUGCCAGAGGAGUGGGGUGCCUGGCUGCCCCUGUGCUGGAUUGCUGUCUAAAGCUGAACACCGUGAUGCCAGUAGAGGUAUCUUCAGGGAAGCUAUAGUUCUUGGAUCUUACUUGGUGUCUCUGUUUUUACCUUGAGAGGGAGGAGUAACUUUUCUCACCCCUCUUGUCCUGCCUCUUUCUUUCCUUCCAAGUUGGGAGCUGUUACCUGACAGUCACAGAAUGUGUUGGUGGCUGGAGGACUGGCUUUGUCACAGCCCAUCUGAAUGGGUUUGGAUGGGGUAUUUGAAGGGCUCUGGUUUGUUUUAACCUGGCCCUGUGCUUGACUUGACCCUCAGCUAGAUGAGAUCAAAUAGUUCAGCGAUUUUUUUAACCUUACCAUGAAAUGAUAAGACCAUUAAAUUCCUGCUUAUUGCUUUAGAGUGUGGGGACCUGCUUGUUGUUGUCUGAUCCCCAGACCCAGUGCCCCAGUGAACUUUUCAGUGUGUACCUCUUGCUUGCUCUUUGCUCUUCUCUAUCCUGUUGUUGAAAUGGGACCACAGCACUUCCAGUUGCCUUCCUUGGAGGGGCAGAAGCAGAGAGACCAGAAGUCAUCUGGCCAGUGAGCUUUUUUGAGGGCUGUUGGGACUGGAGUUCUUGUGAAGAAAAGCUUGAGCAGAGGCAGAGCUGCAGGGGGCACUGGAUGUGGAGCUUGAGCAGUUUCAGAAAGACUUGUCCUAAUUUUUUUAUCUGGGGGUGGGAGGUCUCCCCUCUGUCACAGGGGUAGUGCUGACUGAGGAUUUUAGCCCCUUUUAAUGGGGAAGGGUCCAGGCUGCUUCCUCUCUGCAGAGAUUCUGUAACGUUUGUCUUAGCCUCGUGCGUUGCUUUUAUCUUAACUUGGUAUUUCUUCCCUCCGAUGCUGGAGACACAUGCAGGCAGUGGGGCCAGCAGCUGGUGGCUGUCAACACCUGAGCAGAAAAAGUAAUCCAUUUUUAUUUACUCUUUUUUUAUAUAUAAAAAUAAAAGCCCUAUUUUUGAACAGGUGA